This is a messenger RNA of Epinephelus moara (kelp grouper), 3547 nucleotides long. RefSeq names its product discoidin domain-containing receptor 2-like. Gene Ontology annotation, cellular component: signaling receptor complex; membrane. Gene Ontology annotation, molecular function: protein tyrosine kinase collagen receptor activity; ATP binding; collagen binding. The transcript has 12 exons. Gene Ontology annotation, biological process: positive regulation of kinase activity; multicellular organism development; protein phosphorylation. Bases 34 to 2025 code for a protein of 663 amino acids. The record is from RefSeq and is a predicted model, not a curated record. NCBI's taxonomy places the organism in Eukaryota, Metazoa, Chordata, Actinopteri, Perciformes, Serranidae.
CUGGUGUCUUAUAGCAUUCCAGAUGGGCACCAAAUGAUCUACAGGGGCCUGGAUGUCUACUUUAAUGACUCUGUGUAUGAUGGAGCGUCGGCUGAAAGACUGACAAAGGGUCUCGGCCAGCUGACAGAUGGCACCUGGGGUCUGGACGACUUCCUCCACAGCCACAUAUACGGCAUGUGGCCAGGGUAUGACUACGUGGGCUGGAACAACAAGAGCCUCCCCAAAGGUUACGUGGAGAUGAUCUUUGAGUUCGACCACGUCCGAAACUUCACUUCCAUGAAGGUUCACUGUAAUAACAUGUUCAGCCGAGGGGUGAGGAUGUUCAGACAGGCCACCUGUUACUUCCGGUCAGGAUCAGACUGGGAGGCCGACCCAGUGACCUUCAGGCCUACUGUCGACCGCGUGAGCCAAAGUGCCCGUUUCAUCACCGUGCCCCUCGGGGACCGCACAGCCAGCGCCAUCAAAUGCCGUUUCCACUUCAGUGACCUUUGGAUGCUGUUCAGUGAGGUGGCCUUCCAGUCAGGCUCAGCAGUGUACAACACAUCUCUGUCCCCUCGCAAACACGGACACCCCACAAACGCGCUGCCAGAUGAUCCCACUCAUAAAGUGGACGACAGCAACACCAGGAUCCUGAUUGGCUGCUUGGUGGCUAUCAUCGCCAUCCUAUUGGCUAUCAUCGUCAUCAUCCUGUGGAGGCAGGUCUGGCAAAAGAUGCUUGAAAAGGCAUCUCGCCGCCUGCUGGACGAUGAACUCACAGCUCGCCUUGCGGUCCAGACCCAGGCCUUCUCCUCCCACCACUCCUCUCUGUCCAGCGAGAGCGUCUCCACCACCAACUCCACCUAUGAGAGAAUCUUCCCCCUCUGCUCCGACUACCAGGAGCCCUCACGCCUUAUCAGGAAACUACCCGAGUUCGCUCAGUCCACAGAACACCUCGGACCAAGCACCUCCUGUAGAGCCCUGGGAACCAGCAGCUCAGACGGGGCCCCCCACUACGCCGAGGCGGACAUCAUCAGCCUGCAGGAGUCCUCAGACAGCAGCAGCAACUCCAUCACAGCUGUCAACAUGAAUCUGUUCGCUGGCACCGAUUCAUCCAUGAGAGAGUUCCCAAGACACAAGCUCACCUUCAAGGAGAAGCUGGGAGAGGGCCAGUUUGGAGAAGUGCACUUGUGCGAGGCAGAGGGCAUGCAGGACUUUUUGGACGAGGAUUUGUCUAUAGAGGGAAACAAUGAGUCACCUCUGCUGGUCGCUGUGAAAACACUGCGGGAAGACGCCAACAAGAAUGCAAGGAACGACUUCCUGAAGGAGAUCCGAAUCAUGUCUCGCCUGAGGGACCCCAACAUUGUCCGUCUGCUGGCAGUGUGUGUGGACACAGACCCGCUGUGCAUGAUCACUGAGUACAUGGAAAAUGGAGACCUGAAUCAGUUCCUGUGCAAUCUCAGACUAAAAGAGGCCGUUGAUGAGGACAAGACAGAACAGGAGGAAAAAGAAGAGAAGAGUAUGGUCAGCUACAGUCAGCUGAUUGGCAUGGCUGUGCAGAUCGCCUCUGGUAUGAAGUACUUGUCCUCUCUCAAUUUCGUCCACCGCGAUCUGGCGACCCGCAACUGCCUGGUGGGUAAGAACUACACCAUCAAGAUAGCCGAUUUUGGCAUGAGCCGGAACCUGUACAGAGGGGACUACUACAGGAUCCAGGGCCGGGCCGUCCUGCCUAUUCGCUGGAUGUCCUGGGAGAGCAUCUUACUGGGGAAAUUCACCAUGGCCAGUGACGUGUGGGCCUUCGGUGUGACUCUGUGGGAGAUUCUGACUCUGUGUAAGAAGCAGCCCUACUCUCUGCUCUCUGACGAGCAGGUCAUUGAAAACACAGGCGAGUUCUUCAGGGACCAGGGCAAGCAGGUGUACCUGCCGAAGCCUCCCUGUUGUCCCGACAGAGUCUACAACGAUCUCAUGCUGAGCUGCUGGAGAAGAAACGCCAAGCAGAGGCCGAGCUUUCAGGAGAUUCACACUCAGCUGAUGGAGAGCCUGGCGUAGCAGAUGGAACAGAUGAUUUCUCUCCGCCAUGCACUGCCACAUUUGUUCCCUUCAGUCUGGAUUUAUUUGGAUUUAAUUCGGAGUCAGAAACAAACCAUCUAAUGUUUCCCAUUUGUCUUAAGCUGGCUUGCCACCAUGGUGCUGUACAUAAUAAGAUAUGAGGAGACUUGAACAGAGCCUUAUACUGUAGAUACCAUACACGUUAGCACUAGUCACAUGGUGUACUCACUCCUCUGUGUAUUUAUUAAUUUUUUUAUUUCCUACGCUAUGUCUAUUUAUAGAGCACUCUAUGGUAAUCCUAGGUUUAUAAAGACAAUUGUGAAUAUUUUUUCCAUACAUACAUUUAACUCUGUUGCACAUAUUAGAGGAUGUCAGAGCAGUUGUGUGACCUUUCAUCAGGGUUCAAGCCCCACAGAGGCAGAGCCUAGUUUGUGUUGGUUUAUUAUUUAUUAUUUAUCCUCUUUUGCCGUGAGAUGAAAUGAGCUAGAAACAUGAAACCUGGUCCAAUAACUGGAAAUGAUGCACGAAUGCUUCCCAAGAAAUAUGACUCUCACCUGCCCUGUUUAGUUCGGUUCAGCCAAACUCAAGUUCGUUUGCCACCUAAGUACGGUUCGUUUGAACCAACUGCAGUCUCAUUACACAUUGUUUGGGUUAAACAUGAGCAUGUUACAGUCCUGGAGGAUUAUUAAUGUGCACCUCCUCCUGUACUGCCUUAAUAUGCACAUUCAGCACAUCCAAUGCAUCAAAACAUUGUUUUCUAGUUGGAGCCGCGCCUCGUUUUCAAACUGUAUGGUUUGACUAAAAUGAACAAUGACAGCAAUAUAGUCCACGAUGAGCAGCACUAAAAUCAACCUGCGUAGUUGUCCCUCCAUUGUGACAUUAGAAAGUGUCACAUUUAUCUUGCAAGUGUACUCUUCUUCAACGUUUGGUUUACUUCCUGGAUUUUUCCCACAUGGAAAUUCUGACCAAUCAAGAGCAGCUUUCUCACACAAGGCAUUUGAUCUGGUCGGCUUGUAAAUGCUGCCGUGAGAACACAAACCAGCUCUAGACAAUUAUACAACUUUGUGACAAAAUCAGUCCCUGAUUCAGACCAAAGCAAGACAGCUCUAGUUUUGAAAGUACCCUAAUAGGCCACAUGAUGGCGUUGUAAUUAACGUCCAAAAAUGCAAUUUUGGAAAGGCUUCACACCAUAACACUUAACUUGACAUUUGGCACAAAUAUCAGGCUCAAUGUGCCCUUUAAAAAAAUACCUUGGUUUUUUUUUUGGUGCCAAGAAAGAGCUUGAACCCAGAAUUCCCACUGGCUGCUAAAUUAAAUGUUUAUAGUUUUGCUUUUUAUUUUUAAGGUGAAUCAAUGACAUUGUAAUUGUCCAGAUGAGACAGAUGUUUUUACUCCGCAGCAGUUCACUGAGAUGUUUUAUGACUGUUUGCAGGAAUAAAUUAAUUGUAUGUAUAUUGCUGAAUAGCAGCAUGAGAACAAACCAACCAAAGAUCCCUGUAAAUAAAGAAAAGUGAACAUUUAC